AUGCCGCCACUCGGCCAUCCGUUAAGAGCACGAGCUAUUGGAAUGUAUAAAGAGCUGCACCGACUGGGAAGAGAAUACCCAGAUCCCAACUACAAUUUCUUGGGCAAGCUUCGGGGUAUGUUCGCCAGAAACGCACACUUGACAGACGAAAAGGAGAUCAACGCAAAGUUGGUUUUGGCCGAGUUCGUCAAGAAAGAAACGGAGACGCUGUACAAGCUGAAGAAGUAUCGAACUAUGCGUCGGCGAUACCUCAAAGAUGACUGA
Messenger RNA from Ustilago hordei, 264 nucleotides. RefSeq lists its product as uncharacterized. Gene Ontology annotation, cellular component: mitochondrion. Bases 1 to 264 code for a protein of 87 amino acids. The record is from RefSeq and is a predicted model, not a curated record. The transcript has 3 exons. Gene Ontology annotation, biological process: respiratory electron transport chain. Lineage: Eukaryota; Fungi; Basidiomycota; Ustilaginomycetes; Ustilaginales; Ustilaginaceae.